UGGGUGGGUGUACAGGUAUAUAUAUAACUAGGAGGCGCCUGGUGACUCCCCCACACCUACUCACAGCUUCUCCUCCAGUUCCUGUUGUGGUGGUGGAUGGUGAAGAUGACGGCGUGGAUGCUGGUGACCGGGGCGCUGCUGGUGGGGAGUGUGGUGCAGGGGUUACCGUCUGGACAACUGGGUGAACCGGCUCCUCUUGAGAUUGUGAGCAUGGUCUACAAGUCUUAUGUUAGAAGUGUGUGUUCUGGCAAGCCGGAGGUGACAGACUGCGAGACCCGGGUGGAGGAUUGCAUGACCUGGCUCAACAUGGGACCUGACAAUAUUGGUGGAACUCCAGAUAUCGAAAACCUGUGUAGUGAAGGAAUUCAAGACUGCUGGACCAGGGUCACCGACUGUAUGGCUCUCUUAGUGCCCAGCGAAGAAGUGAACACCUUCUCCCCUUUCCAGGAGUUAUGUUCCACUAAGGACGUGCCCAACUGUGAGACUCAAGUGGAGGAGUGCAUGGGCUUCCUCUACCCUGGAGAACCAACCGGGCCGCCAGAGGUGACGUCUGUGUGUGGCCCGGAAGCCCCCAGAGAGUGCCACGAGAGGUUCAUACAGUGCCUGGAGCUCAUUCAACCCGCCGGCCCUCUACCGAAUAACGACGAAUACAUUACUAAAAUGUGUUUAGAUACACAAGAACAAGACCCAGAGUGCGCGUCUAAGCUGCAUUGCGCGAUGUUGAUGGCGUCUUCAGCCGGUGGCCCUCCUGACAUUUUCUCUUUGGCAGUGGACGUCAUCUGUCGUGACAGACCGCAGCCAUCCUGUCAGCAGGAGGUCAUGCAGUGUAUAGAGAUGAUGAAGCCUGAUCCUUCACAUAUAGCUAAGCUCAAUUGCGCCACCUCUGACAAACCCAACUGUGAGGAGGAGGUCGUGAGCUGUGUCCAAAUGAUGCUUCCUGAAGGUGCACCACCCCUCGGGCCUCCCACAGCCACGAUGGUGUGCGGGGAAGGACAGACGGAGUGCCACGAGAAGUUCAAAAAGUGUGAUGCACUGAUGUUGGAAUUAAUGCCAGAGCCGGAGCCAGGAAUGGGAGGAUGGUCACCAUAUCCAGAGCCAGAAUCAAUGUCGGAGCCAGAGCCAGAGCCAGUAUCGAAUCCAGACAAAGUACCUCAUUCAGAGUCAUUGUCAGAGCCAGAAUCGUACCCAGAGUCAGAGCCAGAGUCGGAGCCAGAGUCGGAGCCAGAGUCAGAGCCAGAGUCGGAGCCAGAGUCGGAGCCAGAGUCAGAGCCAGAGUCGGAGCCAGAGUCGGAGCCAGAGCCAAACUGCCGAGCUAAAAUGAUGGAGUGUAUGACUCUGCUGAAACCAGGGCCAAGGGGGCCUCCUGACGAGGAGACAGUGUACUAAAGCCACCAUACCCUGACUGUCCGGCCAAGUACAAGAAUGUAU
Messenger RNA from Homarus americanus (American lobster), 1428 nucleotides. RefSeq names its product retinitis pigmentosa 1-like 1 protein. Lineage: Eukaryota; Metazoa; Arthropoda; Malacostraca; Decapoda; Nephropidae. The record is from RefSeq and is a predicted model, not a curated record. Bases 97 to 1386 code for a protein of 429 amino acids. The transcript is spliced from 12 exons.